AUGCUGACCCGGGCUGCCCGCGAGGUCCUGCGCAAAACCCCCCACGACGUGGUCGUGCUGUCCGCCGUGCGGAGUCCCAUUGCCCGCGCCUUCAAGGGCGGUUUCAAGGACUCGUGGCCUGAGGAGAUUCUGAUGCCGGUCAUGCAAGCAGCCGUGCAACGAGCCAAGAUCGAGCCUGGCGACGUCAACGACGUGCUGAUCGGAAACGUGCUGGCGGAGCUGGGCUUCGCCAAAACGGGGCGCAUGGCCCUCAAUGCCGCUGGAUUCCCCAACUCGACGACCUUCCACACCGUCAACAGGCAGUGCUCCAGCAGUCUGCAGGCCAUCACGCACAUCUCCCACGCCAUCAAGGCCGGGCAGAUCGAUGUCGGCCUGGGCGGCGGCGUCGAGAGCAUGACGCGCAACUACGGCACGCGCGGCAUCCCCGUCGACGUGUCGCCCACGCUGAAGGAGUCGCCUGUUAAGGAUGCCCGCGACUGCCUGCUGCCCAUGGGCAUAACGUCGGAGAACGUGGCUGAGCGGUACGGCAUCUCGCGCCGCGACCAGGACGAGUACGCGGUCGAAAGCCAGCGUCGCGCCAGCGAGGCGCAGAAGAACGGGCUCUUCGACCAGGAGAUCGUCCCGAUCACGGCGCGCAAGAUCAAUGAGGAGACUAAGGAGGAGAGCACGCAUCUGGUCACGCAGGACGAGGGCGUCCGCCACGGCGUGACGCUGGAGAAGCUGUCGCAGCUGAAGCCGGCGUUUAAGGAGAACGGCGGCAGCACGGCCGGCAAUUCAUCGCAAAUCUCAGACGGCGCAUCGGCCGUCAUCCUCGCGCGCCGCUCCUGGGCCGAGAGCCGCGGGCUGAAGCCGAUCGGACGGUUCGUAGGCACGCAGGUGGCAGGCUGCGCACCAGACGAGAUGGGCAUCUCGCCCGUGUUC
This is a messenger RNA of Rasamsonia emersonii CBS 393.64, 921 nucleotides long. Its product is annotated as Acetyl-CoA C-acyltransferase. The record is from RefSeq and is a predicted model, not a curated record. Gene Ontology annotation, biological process: fatty acid beta-oxidation; phenylacetate catabolic process. The annotation marks the transcript as partial. The transcript has 3 exons. Gene Ontology annotation, molecular function: acetyl-CoA C-acyltransferase activity. Lineage: Eukaryota; Fungi; Ascomycota; Eurotiomycetes; Eurotiales; Trichocomaceae. Gene Ontology annotation, cellular component: peroxisome.